Messenger RNA from Penicillium macrosclerotiorum, 573 nucleotides. RefSeq lists its product as uncharacterized. The record is from RefSeq and is a predicted model, not a curated record. The transcript has a single exon. Bases 1 to 573 code for a protein of 190 amino acids. NCBI's taxonomy places the organism in Eukaryota, Fungi, Ascomycota, Eurotiomycetes, Eurotiales, Aspergillaceae.
AUGCAGUACAAAGCGCUUGCUACUCUAUUCUUUGCCACUGCGGCCCUUGCCGCCCCGGCCGCCGAGUCCGAUUCCAGCUCCAGUGAUAUUGAUACCGCCAUUGAAUCGGACUCGAUCCCAAGCAAUAUCCUCUCAGUGCUCGAGACCGCCGUUCCUACCACCUGGCUCGAUAGCUUCUACACCGAUGCGGCCUUCCAGUCCUCUGAAAUCAACGAGAUUUUGUCCGGCACCUACCCGGCUUGGUACAGCAGCCUCCCCGAGAGUGUGAAGCAGUAUGCCACCUCCGAGGUUCUCGCGGAGGCUUCGGAGCUCGAAAGCUACUAUACUGCGAUGCCCACCAACACCGCUUCUAGUAGCGCCCAUGGUGCUUCUUCUUCUGGUGCUGUGUCCAGUACUCCCCUGACCACAUCCACCUCAACUGCCACAACCUCGGGCAGCUCCUCAUCCAGCUCUGCCUCGGCCUCCGGUGAAUCCACAUCCACAUCCACUGCUGGUGCUCCUGCUGCUACCGGUGGUAUCGCCAUGAGCCUUGCUGGUGCCGCUGGUAUCCUGGGUCUUGCUCUUGCUCUGUGA